Molecule: messenger RNA, 1612 nt
Organism: Wyeomyia smithii (pitcher-plant mosquito)
Lineage: Eukaryota; Metazoa; Arthropoda; Insecta; Diptera; Culicidae
Gene: Mipp2
Product: multiple inositol polyphosphate phosphatase 1
Exons: 2
Coding region: 265-1581 (438 amino acids)
Molecular function (GO): inositol phosphate phosphatase activity; acid phosphatase activity
Source: RefSeq, a predicted model, not a curated record
AAUCCAUGAAUGAAAACGUGCGUCGUGUUGUCACAUUCGUUUAUUUUGGUUGAUCUCGUGAAGCUUUGGCUAGACUCUCGCCCUAGCAACCAUCAGGGGCAGUUGUUUUGAAAUUGUCAAGGUGAAACUAUUAUCUGGUGAAAAAGUGCUGUAGAAUAUCACAUCUGUCCGACACUUUUAUUGCACACAGUAAAGUGUUUACAGAUUUUGCAUUGAGAGAGUACCCACUUAUUCCAGCUUGUGGUGCGAUAGUGCAAUGCGAAAAUGUCCGCAGCGAGUGCUGCUUUGCGGUAUCUGCUCAUAUGCUGGAUGCCGCUGGUUUUAGUUCAUAGUCAAACAUGUUCCGAAAAACCGUGGGAAGUCGUGCAUCGAAGGUUGGCCACGAAAACACCGUAUCGACAUAUACAUCGAGAUCGUGGAGCAGCAUCAGUCGCCUUCGAUGGCUGCCGGGUAAGCAAAGUUUGGGGUUUGUUCCGACAUGGAACUCGAAAUCCUUCUCAGAAGGUUAUUGAGGCAAUGAACAACGAUUUGGUUGGCAUCAGGGAUGACAUUCUACAUCAUGGAAAGCUGUGCCAAAAGGAACUUGAUAUGUUUAGAUUGUGGCGACCCAUGCUGACACCCGAACAGGAAAAGUUGCUGGUAGAAGAAGGAGCGGACGAAAUGUUGCAAAUUGGGCAAAGAUUUAGACAACGCUACGGUGAAGUUUUGCCAAUAAGAUAUCAGCAAGGAGAUUUUUACUUUAAGUUUACCAAAACAGAACGAGCGGAAAACAGCGCUAAAAAUUUUAGUUUGGGUUUAUUCGAUAGAGUAGAGAAUAUAAACUACCCUAAACCACUAUCUAAAGAUCCAGUUCUGAGAUUCUAUAAACUAUGUGAACGCUGGAAAGUUGAUAUCAAGCACAAUGCCGAAACGGUUCGUGAAGUAGAUUUGUUCUACAACAGUAAGGUGAUGAAAGAAGUUGUAGGUAAGAUUUCCAAAAAAGUUGGAACGUACGUUGACGCGGACAGUAUAUAUCUUAUGUAUCAGACGUGUGCCUUCGAGACAGCCUGGACCAAGCGGCACGUCUCUCCGUGGUGUCUGCUAUUUGACAAGUCUUCCCUAAAGGUACUGGAAUUCGGAGAAGAUUUGGAAUACUAUUGGAUCGACGGUUAUGGACAUGAAUUGACAUAUCAGCAAGCAUGUGCCGCUUUCCAAGAUUUGUUUCGGCGGUUCGAUGAGGAUCUAGAGCCUUUUACCUUCUAUUUUACCCACUCUGGAACGCUCUUGAAAGCCAUGGCUUUCCUCGGAUUAUACAAAGAUGACUUUGUUUUAACGCAUAAAGAUUUCGACCGAAGAAGACAAUGGAAGGUGAGCGAAAUUGACGCUUUCGCUACCAACCUUGUGUUUACUAAAUUCGAGUGCUCUAAUGGUACUCAUGUCAUGCUGACACACCAAGAACGACCCAUUUCGAUUCCGGGUUGUCCCCGUGGUCAAAGCCUCUGUGAUUAUACAACAUUCAGGCAGAUAUUUAACGACAGGAUAGAGCAAUGCGCUUUCAAAUCGAUGUGUACGCUCAACGUGCCUCAAAAUGAUGAGUUGUGAUGAGCGUAGUAAAUAUAUAAAAAAAAAACAA